Messenger RNA from Platichthys flesus (European flounder), 1740 nucleotides. RefSeq names its product proline-serine-threonine phosphatase interacting protein 1a (gene pstpip1a). The coding region runs from base 113 to 1342 and encodes 409 amino acids. Gene Ontology annotation, biological process: actin filament polymerization. NCBI's taxonomy places the organism in Eukaryota, Metazoa, Chordata, Actinopteri, Pleuronectiformes, Pleuronectidae. The transcript is spliced from 15 exons. Gene Ontology annotation, molecular function: actin filament binding. Gene Ontology annotation, cellular component: plasma membrane; cytoplasm; actin filament. The record is from RefSeq and is a predicted model, not a curated record.
UAGCAGCAGCAGCAGCAGUAGAAGCAGCAGCGUGUUCCCCUGCUGGGUUUAGUAGAGUGACUAAAAGCUGAGUGGAUUCUGCAGCAGGGACUGUUUAUCCUCCACUGCCAAGAUGACUUUAGAAUUUAAAGAUGCCUUCUGGGGCACGGACUUCAUCAGCAAUUGUGGGUAUGAGACCAUAAUUCAGAGGCUUAAUGAUGGCCGACGGACAUGCAAAGACAUGGAGGAGCUCUUGAAAAUGAGGGCAGCGGUAGAGGAGAAAUACGGCAAAGAACUGGUCACCAUCGCCCGCAAGGCUGGAGGUUUGAACGAGAUCUGCACUUUAAAAAUAUCUUUCGAUGAAAUGAAAAAACAAAUUGAGAACAUAGGAAACUUGCACAUUCAGCUCUCCGGCCACCUGAAGGACGAAGUGAAGAGGAUGGAGGAGUUCAGAGAGCGACAGAAAGAACAGAGGAAAAAGUUUGAAGUCAUGAUGGAGAAGGUCCAGAAAGCGAAAGUCGCCCUUUACAAGAAAACAAUAGAAUCAAAAAAGUGCUACGAGCAGCGCUGCAGGGAGGCUGACGAGGCCGAGCAGACGGCCCAGAAGAUGGGCGGCGCCCCCACCACCACUCCCAAACAGAUAGAGAAGAUGAACAAUAAAUCUAAACACUGCAGAGAAACUGCUGAGGAAGCUGCGAAACAAUACAUGUCAAACAUUGAACAUCUUGACAAGAUCCGUCAAGAAUGGGAGUCAACACACAUCAACACAUGUGAGAUAUUUCAGCAGCAGGAAGAGGACCGCCUCAGCAUACUGAGAAACGCUUUGUGGGUGCACUGCAACCAUUUAUCACUGCAGAGUGUGAAAGACGACGAGUGUUACGAGGACGUGAGAAGUACACUGGAAAAGUGUGACAUCAUGACAGACAACCAGUGCUUUGUGGAGAUGAAUAGCACUGGCACAAAGCCCCCGGCUCCAAUUGAAUACCAGGAUUACUACGAUGGAGACGCUGCGACUGAUAGAAACGGCAGUGCUGGAUUUGUUGGAGUCAUGAAAAGGUUUUCGAGUCUUUUGCAGGGAAAUUGUUCAUCAGGCUCCAAACUGAGCAUCAAUGAGCCGGUUGAACAGCCUAUCGCAGAAACAUCAGAUGGAGUAUAUGCUUCCAUUCCUGGGUUUCAACCGUCUCAACUGAGCAGUGACGAGUUCAAGGUCAUAUAUGAAUACAUAGCACAGGGGGAAGACGAGCUCUCUGUCUCUAUUGGGGACGUUGUGGUUGUUAUGGAUGAAGGUCAGGACGGAUGGUGGAUGGUGCAAAGAAACGGCCUUGCCGGAUUGGUUCCUGGCUCGUACCUCGCUAAAGAAUGAGUUCACCCGACAGUCACAUGUUGGACUUAAUAACAACUACACUUUAUCAGCUAAAAAUGUCUUGUAAAAGCCCACCUGAUAGUUUAGGAUUAUAAUAAUCAUUCAAAAUGUUAUACUGUACAUAAGGUUGUGGAAUGGUGAGUUAUUUAUUGCUUUGGCACAAAUUCAUAUAACUUUACAUGAUGCCAAAACCUAGACAGCUGGUUAACACUGAUACGUUGAAUAUUGUCACUGCGUUAUGUUCAUUCUAAUAUGGUCAAUUGAAUUGUUCAAUCUAUAAGCCCUUCAUUUUGGGCUGAAUUUGUAUCUUGUAUAUAACUCCUGUGUACUGUUUUGUUUCAGAUUGCUAAAAAUAAUAUUUGUUUUUCUUACAAGAGAAUAUAUUUGUAUUCAUUUGA